AAAAAAGUAUCUCAAACUUCUUCCGUUUCUAUCGUAUCCAAACACUCCCCUCCACCACCACCACCACAAUUUUUUAUAUAAAUUCAUCAUCGUCUUCUUCGUCUCCAUCCUAUAUAUAAUAUAUAUUCUGAGAUUUUGCUCUCUCUCUUUCACUCUCUAGUUUCAGAAUCAUCGGAGCUAGCUUAGCUAAAUCCAUCGCCAAAAAAGCUCGAUCAUCAGUGCAUGGCAGUGAGUCUAUUAGCGCGUGAGGCAUCUGACCUAUGUCUUGGAAAGCCUGCCCUUAGGUCGCUUUCCGCCACCGCCACCGUCACCGAGGCUUUAUCGGCUUUCAAGAGGUUUCGCGAGACCUUCCUCAGCGUUUGGACCGCCACUGACCAAUCCAACGCCGCCGCCGCCGCUGCUGCUGAUGACUGCCUUUUCUGUAUAGGAAAGGUUUGUAUGGUCGAUGUGAUCUGCUUUCUUUGUAAGGAUGAGAAUUUAGCGUCUCCAGCUCAAGCGCUUCAGUCUCCUGUUUCCGUUUUGAUCCCUAAGAUUCCUGGACUUGUUCGCCAUUUGGAACCCAAUGCAAGGCUAUCAGAGGCCUUUGAUCUAAUUCUCGAAGGUGCACAGAACCUGAUAAUUCCUAUUCAAAGUUCAAGAAAGAAGCUGCACCAAAAACCAGCUUCAUUCAACUCAAGUCGCCCCAACAACAGGGAGUACUGCUGGGUCACCCAAGAAGACAUAAUUCGUUACCUACUCAACUGCAUAGGCCUCUUUAGCCCCACUCCAGCCAACCCCAUCAACUCCCUCAACCUCAUAGAUGACCAGAACAUCCUCGCCGUUCACUAUGACGACCCCGCAUCGGCGGCAUUGCCCCUCAUAUCCCAGAGCCUCAUUAGCCAAACAUCGGUUGCUGUGAUUGACGGAGAAGGAAAAUUGGUAGGUGAAAUCUCGCCCUCGACCUUAAAUUUUUGUGACGAAACGGUGGCUGCUGCCAUAGCUACACUCUCGGCCAGCGACCUAAUGGCAUACAUAGACUACGGUGGCCCUCCAGAGGACCUAGUCCAGCUGGUGAAAGAUAGGCUCGAGGAGAAGAAUUUUAGGGCGUUGUUGGAGUUUAUGGAUGAAGACUCGACGAGUUCUUCCGACGAUGAGUUCGGGUAUGGAAAGAGUGGGAGGUUGACAGUGAGGAGUUCAGAGGCUAUUGUUUGCUAUUCAUGGAGCUCGUUGGUGGCUGUGAUGAUUCAAGCACUGGCUCAUCGUUUGAACUAUGUUUGGGUUGUUGAACAGGAUGGAACUUUGGUUGGGAUUGUUACAUUUGCUGCGAUGUUGAAAGUUUUUAGGGAACGUUUGAAUACAAUGCCCUAAGUUAGGGAAGAGAAGAGAAGCAAAUGCCAAGAUUUUAAAUGCUUAUAUAUUCUUUUGGGAAUCUUGAACUAAAAUGCGAAAGAGAGGGAUAUAAUUUUGUGAUGGUAUCUUUUUGGAUAUUCUGAUGUUCCCUUUGACACUUUCAAAGUCUAAAAAUGUGGACCUAAAACCUUGACUCGGACAAUCAGACGUUUUUUGAUCAAGAAAUUAGUGUGUUUUGCUAGUAUAUAGAUUCUGACACUAGAUAUUUAAUGUACUGGGCCAUCAAAAUUGAUAACACACUACAUUUGCAAGGCCAAAUAUAAUACCAGAAAAGGAUUGAGAUUUUAA
Messenger RNA from Humulus lupulus (European hop), 1677 nucleotides. RefSeq names its product CBS domain-containing protein CBSX5-like. Lineage: Eukaryota; Viridiplantae; Streptophyta; Magnoliopsida; Rosales; Cannabaceae. Bases 223 to 1347 code for a protein of 374 amino acids. The record is from RefSeq and is a predicted model, not a curated record. The transcript is spliced from 2 exons.